AUGGCAAUGAAGCUAGAACUCUUAGGCAAAGAAGUAAUCAAACCCGCUUCACCUAAUCAUCUCCAAACCCUUCAACUUUCUCUCUUCGACCAAUUUCUUCCUUCAACUUACGUUUCCGCCCUUUUCUUCUACAAUGAUCAAGUAAACCAACAAGACAUUAUAGUCCAGAGGCUCAAGAGCUCACUCUCUCAGACUCUGUCUCUUUUUUAUCCACUCGCUGGACGGAUCAAAGAAGGCGUCACUGUCGAUUGCAACGACGAGGGAGCCUUGUUUACAGAGGCACGGGCCGAUGUACUUCUCUCUGAUCUUUUGAGAAACCCAUCAGAUGCUGUCAUUUUCUUUCGAGACAGAGGAUAUGCGGUUUCGGUUAGCGUGUCUCACAAGAUAUGCGAUGCGGCCUCACUGUCGUCGUUUGUUUGUAGCUGGACAAAGGCUGCAAAAGGGUAUGCUGAUGACAUAGUGAAUCCAGAAUUCGCGGCGUCCCUUUUCUACCCUCCUGCUGAUACUUCCAUCGAGUUUUUCCCGUUACUCGUACACGAAACAAAAUCUAAGACAAAGAGGUUUGUCUUUGGUUCUUUGAUGAUUGAAAAGCUCAAAAGCAGAGCUUCUUGUAGCAAACGUGUGCCACAAGCUACACGCGUCGAAUCCAUCACGGCACUGCUGUUAAGAUGCGCGACAAAGACGAGGCGGUCAAAGGCGUAA
Arabis nemorensis is the source of this 702-nucleotide messenger RNA. NCBI's taxonomy places the organism in Eukaryota, Viridiplantae, Streptophyta, Magnoliopsida, Brassicales, Brassicaceae. The record is from the annotation of a GenBank genome assembly.